CCCGGAAGCGCUACACAUUUAUACCGACGUGGAAUCACAAGUUGUAUUUUGUCAUCUCUCCAGAUUAGACAUUAGGCCUAUAUAAUAUUGGUACCUGGUAUUGACGACGUGUAUCUGUAGAGGGAUGGCUUCUUCGUCAACCAAUCCCUUUUCUCUCCUCGUCUCAACAAACGAAGAAAAACAAGGCUCUGUUCAGGAUAUUAGUCAUCCUGAUAAAUCAGGAAUGAUGGAGGUGGAUGUGACGGCCAGAGAGAUCAGUUUAAUAGAUGCAGUCAUUCAACAAGUCUUCCUUAUAACAGUAGAUCAGGAGGGAACAACUUUAGAUGAAGGGAUGCCUCCUAAGUGUGUGUUCUUGGUUGAUAUGGCAGACCAGCUUGAGAAAGAGCAUAGUGAACCAUGGUCGUGGCUCUCAUGGGAGAGCAUUGAUAUGGCCCUCUUUGAGAGAUUACUCCUCCAAGAUCCAUCAUUCCAUGUCCUUCACAUGACGUCAUCCAUUGCAAACUUUGAUGAGGAGGAGAAGAAAGCUGGGGAGAAAGAUAUCCUUCGUUACCUUCUCUCGUCCUACACCAGAGCAGCUGCCUUAGUCAAAAACAGCCAGAAUGAAAAGGCUGACUACGCCAUGAAAUGUCAGCGCAUUGCUGUAUCCAAUGCAGCUACAUGUCUUCUCACUCCAGAAGUGUACAACAACCAGAACACAAGGCAGCAAUUAUUUGAUAUCCUCCUCCAGUCUUACACAAAGGAAGAUGAUUGGGAUAUAGCAGUCAAGUUCUUCCAUGAGGUAGCAGAAGCAAUCCACUUGGAUGACUCCCUACCAAUCACAGAAGCCUUUACUCCAGUGUUGGACCUCCUCUACAAGAAGAUGAUAGCCAGUCCCGCAUUAGUUGAUCCUCACAACUAUGCUUACUGUGAGAUCAUGGGAUUCUAUGCAAGACAACCCCAACUUGCUAAAGUCCUAAUGGAUUUCAUAACACCAUCUGAUCCGUUGAAUGCUAAGAGCUACGAGAAGACCCCCAUAGGUCUGAUCCUAUCGCUCUCCUGUAUACCUAGAGACAAUCAAGAACCACAGUUCUUUGAGAGGCCAUCUAGGACAUCCGGUAGAGAACACCAAGCCACACAAGAAUAUAUAUGGCAGCCCGUUGGUAAACUGACAGAACAUAUUUAUAGGAUAUUCCGAUCUCUCUUCAAGACAUCAUUAGAAAUCAGGAAUAGUUUACUUGCUUGGAUAGGCAGGUGUAUACAUGCUAAUGCAGGACGAACAAAGAUGUGGUCGAGGCGACUUCCGACCUUCGCCCUUACGUAUGCCAGUGAUUCCUUCUUCCUCAAUCUGUCCUCCGUCCUGUUGAGAUUCUGUGGCCCCUUCACCAAACCAGACACGACCAAUAUCACAACAGUUGAUAUGAGCUAUGCUAGUGUGGACCUGCCUGUUGGGGCAUCGGAAAGCCAGAUGAGUGAGCUUGGUGUUCAUCUUGUAGGUCUUCCGAAAGAGACCAGGAUGCUCCACCGGGAAGGAGAGGAGAACAACCGCGUACCCACCCAUCCUCCCUACAACUUUGCCACCGGCAUCUUCUUCCUGACCCAGCGAUGUCUUCAGCUCGGUUUCCAAACCCUGGUGGAACUCUUCUACAAUGUCAACCGUGAGCUUCAUCAUGUCCAGCAAGCCUUCCAGGAGAUGGUCCAGCAGAUGGGUGGUCCCAGGGCUGGUCCAGUCAUGUCACAGCUCCAUGAGAAGAUGGAUAAAGCCAUGACAUUAUUCCUCAGCAUCAAGACAUCACUCCUAGAGCCUCAAUUUCUUGAGAUGGCAUUCAACCUCCACAUAGCAACGGCUCGCAUCGUCACCCAGUAUGCUACGUCAGAUGAUGUGACAGUUCUGACCACGCCCACCCUGCCUCUCCAGGGGGAACCCCCUUCGCAUCUUGUUACCGUCCCAGAGUGCCUGGCUGAGAACCUUGUCACGUACCUGCAGUUCCUGAGGAGGUUUGCUGAGGCAAAGUUUGAAGAUGGAGGUGACGCAUUGAAGCAUGUGAUGACAUUUGUGAUCAUCUUCAUGGGCAACAAGAGUCACAUUACCAACCCUCAUCUGAGAGCUAAGCUUGCUGAGAUCUUAGAAGGUUUGAUGCCCGAAGAGAAGUCUGGAAGCAGAGGCAUCGUAGUUCCUAUUUUCCACCGUCAGAAAGCCUUCAACGAGCACCCGCUUGGAGAGCACAUAUCCCGUUCACUGAUCAGUAUCUUUGUGGAUAUUGAGUUCACCGGUGAUCCUCACCAGUUUGAGCAGAAGUUUAACUACCGUCGGCCGAUGUACAAAGUUCUGAAGUAUCUAUGGGGGAUGCCGCAGCAUAGGAAUCAAAUAAAGUUGGUUGCUGAUGAAGCAAUGUUCCAUAUGGAAGAUGCCAAUGCUCCCCUCUUCCUGAAGUUCAUCAACCAUCUCAUCAACGAUUCCAUCUUCCUCCUGGAUGAAGCCUUAGAUUAUGUGAAGAAAAUCAAGGUUCUUCAAGAGCAGCGAGAAGGAGGGGAAUGGAUGCAGCUACCACCGACAGAAAGGAGACAACAAGAAGACUCCUUGAGACAAACAUGUGCCAUCGCUAGGUUCUAUAACAUCAUGUCAAAUGAGACAAUGAGUACUCUUGUCUAUAUCACAAGUGAGAUCACAGACAUCUUUAUCCAUCCAGUCAUGGUCAAUAGAGUGGCAAUGAUGUUUAACAACUUCCUACACAAACUGGUUGGUCCCAAUAAGAUAGCCCUGAAGGUGCAUGACUUUGAGGAGAUCGAGUUCAACCCUAAACAGCUGGUCAGGGACAUCUGCCGUCUGUACAUCAACCUGGGUAAAGAGGUGAGGUUCUGCAGGGCUACGGCCGAGGACGAGGUCAACUAUACACCCAUGCUAUUCAUCAGGGCAGAGAAGGUCCUGGAUAAGAUCUGUAUGGAUAGGGAAAUGAUCGAUGAGAUGAAGCAGUUUGCUGAGCAAGUCAAGGCUCUUAGUGAGACAAAUGAGAUGGAACAGGAGAUGUAUGCUGAUGCUCCAGAUGAGUUCACUGACCCCUUGACUUUUACCCUCAUGGAAGACCCUGUGACCUUACCAACCUCUGGCAUUAACAUAGAUAGAUCCACCAUAGCAAGACAUUUACUCAGUGAUCAGAUCGACCCAUUCAACAGGAAACCAUUGACUAUGGAAGAGGUACAGUCAAAUCCACAACUCAAAGCUGAGAUAGAGGCAUGGAAACAGGAACAAAAAGAUAAGAGAAAAUAACAUUAACAAAGUCAUGAACUCUUCUUCUCUAUGUUUUACAUUCAAAUGUUAUUUUGCUAUGUCUUUGUAAUGCUGACCAUCAGUUCAUAUGUUUCACGAUGAAUUUGCUACGAACAUCCAUUAUCAUGAGUGGAUUGUAGGUCAGCCACUUGUUCCUAUGACAUACAAAAUGGCACUAGGUACAAGUGAAAAUUGAAAAAUGUUGACAUUUCUAGCAUCCAUCAAUGUUUGCCUAGACAAUGGUUUAAGUGAAAGCCACACGCCAAAUAAGUGCUUAUGAGUGUAUAAUGAAUUUCAAUUAAUUUUUCUGAAUAUUAUUUAAUCUUGUGAAUAGUAUAGGAGGAGAUGAAAACCUUGCAUUCCAUAUUACUGAAAAAAAAUGCUGAAACUCAUCAGCAAACUGAUUAAUAAUUGCUCACCUUCUUUCUGCUUUUUAUUUCAUGUCAAUCAUAUUAUGACUACCUACAUGUUGCUUUUUUUAGCAAACUCUAACACUAUCAAAAAGUUUCCAACAGUAUUUUGAUUUUCCUUUUUGCUUUUGAAAAAAUUACCUCAAAAUAUCAUUUUGAAUUCUUAUGUAAAAGUUAUAUCUUGAAAGGUUAACAACCUUUGGAUCGAUAGCAUGUUGGAUUAUUCACAAUCCAUUCAGCAGGUAUCAAAUAUUGAUUGGAAUAUUUUCAUUUUGUAUUUAAUGUUUUCUGCGAUUAAAUAAUUUGAUGGAUAAUCAUGUACUCAUGCUGCUUUAUUUGAUGAAUAUUUAUGCUGCUUUUGAUUUCUGUGAAUGUGCAUUGCUGUUUUUUUAUUCUGUAUAAUUGGCUCUUAUAGAGUACAGAAGUGUGACAUCAAUUUUUACUUUUUGCAUUUCAGCAUUUUUGACACCAUAUUCUGUAAGAGUGUGAUAAAAAAAACCCCCCACAACCCAAAUUUGUUGAGAAUCGGUCCAUGGGGGCCUGAUAUAUAACCUCAUGAAUACAUAAUUAGCCCCAUUGAAGUCAAUUUAUCAUUGGCCUGGUUCUAAAAGUUAGGAACAAGGCCAAUAAUACAUUGACUUUCACAGGGCUAAUUAUGUAUUCAUGAGGUCAUUUCAGGCCGCCAAUGACCGUUUCUCAACAAAUUUUGGUAGUGGAGGUACAGUAUUCAUCAUGCUCUUCCAAAAUUUGUUGUAAAAACACUGAAAUGCAAACAAAGUUAUUUUUGACAUCAUCACUUCGGUACUCUAUAUUCUUAUAAACUUGGACCCAAUGCAUAUUAGACAUCCAAUUAUUUAGUCAAAAACCUAUUUCAGGGCCCUUUAACAUAAACAAUUGAUCAUGGGUUUAUUUCUACGAUUGAUUGCGUUGAUUAUUGUGUAUGAUCAAUCGUAAAAAUCAGCCUUACAAUCUAUCACCAAGCUUUAUGUGAUUUGCCCCAAAGCAAAGGGACUUGGAAAUCCAUCUUUUUUUCUUCAUCUUCUUCAUUUUUUAUUGUAAGUGGUCAAGGAAUAUGCAUAAAGUUGUGUAUGCAUCAGGGUAAACUUAUUAUUCACUCCAGUCCUUUUCAAAUUUUGAAUUGUUAACCCCUUGAUGUAGGUAUAAGGAAUGCAUGGUAAGUGUUCAUUACAGGUAUUGUAUGGGACUCCCAGGUCUAGAUAUGUACCUUCAUUAUAACAUCUUCAAGAGUUUAGAUCACUCUUUUUCAUUACGGUAUGUAUUUUCCCGUUAUACUUUGGCUUAGCUCCAUUGGUUUAGAAGUUGAAACUUAAGGAAUUUGUUAUAUUUGGCAGUACUAUAUCUUUGCAGAUAUUCCGAGACAUUUAUUUUGGUUAUUGACUUUAUUAUUGAGUAUUUAUACUUGUAAAGUAAGAUUUGAUUGUAUGAAAAGGGUAUCUCAUAUAGGUUGAGUGGAAUUUUAGGCAGGCUUGCCUAAGUUUCCCUUUGUGAUAAGUAUUUUGAUGUAUGUCAAUAUAUCGAUCGGUGAUCUGAUUGGCUUAUAUCAUUUGAUCUAAUACCAAUUCAGUAUAAUUCUUGUUUCAUCUACUUUAUGUUAUUUGUCUUCGAAAUUCAUUUCAGGGGCAGAUC
Molecule: messenger RNA, 5301 nt
Organism: Lytechinus variegatus (green sea urchin)
Lineage: Eukaryota; Metazoa; Echinodermata; Echinoidea; Temnopleuroida; Toxopneustidae
Gene: ube4a
Product: ubiquitin conjugation factor E4 A-like
Exons: 20
Coding region: 125-3244 (1039 amino acids)
Biological process (GO): protein polyubiquitination
Cellular component (GO): nucleus; ubiquitin ligase complex; cytoplasm
Molecular function (GO): ubiquitin-ubiquitin ligase activity
Source: RefSeq, a predicted model, not a curated record